AGAAAAAAAAGAGGCGUGUGACGUCAAUUUCCUGCGUCAGGCGAGGCAAUUCUUUUCGAGUUGAAUGGCACGUUAGUUGCGUCUAAUUAUAAAGAUGCCAUUGCCACCAGCUCUCCUGGCUCGUCUGGCCAAGAGAGGAAUCGUGAAACACUCUGACCACGAAGCCGAAGAGGAAAUCAUUGCUGAGGAUUAUGAUGACAACAACGUAGACUAUGAAGCCACAAGACUCGAAAACCUGCCCAACAACUGGUACAAAGUCUUUGACCCGAAUUGUGGACUUCCGUACUACUGGAACGUAGAGACGGAUUUGGUGUCGUGGUUGUCUCCCAACGACCCCAGUGCAGUCAUCACAAAAGCAGUGAAGAAACAGAGAGUGGAGAUCGCAGACAACAAAGGAGACACUCACCAUGAGAAGCCGGACCGAGACCGCGAUCGCGACAAAGAGCGGGAGAGAGACCGGGACCGAGAUCGAGACAGAGACCGAGAUCGGGAGCGCGAUAGAGAUGAUGGGAGAGAGCGAGAGCGAGACAGAGAGCGAGACAGAGAAAGGGAUAGAGACAGGGACCGAGAGCGAGACAGAGACCGGGACAGACGAAUGAGAAGAGAGGACAGCGGCCCGUACAACAAAUCAAAGAGAGGUACUAAAGCCAAUAAUCUUGCAGACUGGAUCCUGCAAACUUUUACCCAGUGUUUCAACUUUUUGUUUCUUUAUGCAGGUGGAAGCCGGAAGCAGGACGAGUUGGAUCCUAUGGAUCCCAGUGCCUACUCAGAUGCACCAAGGGGCUUGUGGUCCAGCGGUCUGCCGAAGCGUAACGAGGCUAAGACAGGAGCAGACACGACAGCAGCAGGACCCCUGUUCCAGCAGAGGCCGUACCCCAGUCCCGGAGCUGUGCUUAGAGCCAACGCUGAACACACCAGACGUCUGGAGGAGGAGGAGGAAGAGGAUGACAAUGACAUCUAAGCAGGAGGAAAGCAUUUAUAGAGCCUUUAUAACAACCUGGAGAAUGAUAUGAACAGCCUGACAAAUGUAAUGUGUCGAUUAAUGGUUCCUUCCUUAUGCUUUGGCUCCAGUCAGGAAUAGAUACCACCAAUGUCCUAUUCUAUUACUUCUGGACACACUUCAGAGUCUAACAGAGUCAGGAAUCUAAAAACAGGCUAGUGUGUGAUUAUUUUAAAGGCAACUCUUCCCCCUUCCCUUCAGUGUAUUUGUAAAUCUAACUGUGUAUUAUACUAUUUGUAGUAUUUGCAGUGCCUCUUUUAACUACUGAACCAUCUUUACCAUAUUGAUGUUAAAUAGAAAUGUUCAGUUUCCUGGUGUGUUAAUUUUUUUUUUUUAAUAAAAAGAUAUAACUGA
Molecule: messenger RNA, 1354 nt
Organism: Hemibagrus wyckioides
Lineage: Eukaryota; Metazoa; Chordata; Actinopteri; Siluriformes; Bagridae
Gene: pqbp1
Product: polyglutamine binding protein 1
Exons: 6
Coding region: 95-961 (288 amino acids)
Biological process (GO): alternative mRNA splicing, via spliceosome
Cellular component (GO): cytoplasm; nuclear body
Molecular function (GO): ribonucleoprotein complex binding; protein binding
Source: RefSeq, a predicted model, not a curated record